Messenger RNA from Schistosoma guineensis, 384 nucleotides. The record is from the annotation of a GenBank genome assembly. Lineage: Eukaryota; Metazoa; Platyhelminthes; Trematoda; Strigeidida; Schistosomatidae.
AUGUCAGGGUAUCAAGAUGACAUUGAUGAUAAAGAACAAGGAAACAUUCAAUCAUCAGCUUCUGUGCUUUCAGAUAUAAGUAUAUUAAAUAUAGCUAAAGCAUUAACUGAAAAUGAUAUGAGAGUAUUUUUAUUAUUAAAUAUACCAUUAACAACAUGUAUUAAUAAUUAUGAAGAAAUGCGUACAUUUAAUCAACGUGAAGCAGCAUUUAGUCAAAAAACAUUAAUGUAUUGGAAAAAAUUACGUGAAACAGUUAAAGAUGAUAUAAAAAUAGCUGAAUUAGAAUAUGCUUUAAGACAGUCUGAUCAUAAAGAAUUAGCUGAUAUAUUGGUUGAAAGAAAUCGUAUGAAUUUAGAAAUUACACGAGAUUUAUUACAGAAAUAA